Clupea harengus (Atlantic herring) is the source of this 3934-nucleotide messenger RNA. RefSeq names its product protein tyrosine phosphatase non-receptor type 3 (gene ptpn3). The record is from RefSeq and is a predicted model, not a curated record. Gene Ontology annotation, molecular function: protein binding; protein tyrosine phosphatase activity. Lineage: Eukaryota; Metazoa; Chordata; Actinopteri; Clupeiformes; Clupeidae. Gene Ontology annotation, biological process: protein dephosphorylation. Gene Ontology annotation, cellular component: cytoplasmic side of plasma membrane; cytoplasm; cytoskeleton.
ACACUAGAAGGCGCCCCCAACCAAUUUGUCGCCCUAGGCAGUUGCCUAGUUCGCCUAUAGCAAUCGCCGGCCCUGGCCUGGAGGCAGGUAUGGAGGCUCUGGCACAGUUAGAGAUGGAGAUUUGUAGAUAAUCAAAGGUUUUAGGUUUGAAUUCAAAUAAUUUGCCAUCUAAGUAGGGUACACUGUUUAUACAUUGGUUUAGUGUUAGGAUGAUCGGUUAUGGAAUGCUUACAGAGCAUGUUGUUUUUUAUUUCCUUAUGGAAAUCAUAUAAGCGAGUCCUCGUUAAAUCUCACGACUAGAAUGGCAACAUUCACCUUGUUAAACAAUGAUUUACUUGCUUCACCAAACAUAACUGGUUAAGACUGAACCGAAUAUAUCCUAUAAGCUAUGUGUGUGUUAAGUGCAAUAGGUUAGGUUACUCCAUUGGCACUAAUCACGUUGAUAAUCAAGAAUCUGAUGCGCGACAAGUGUGAUUUACAAAGUUUCUCAUGUUCCGUUCAGUAAGGCUGCCAUCUCGACUUCUUUGACGGCUGUUUCAAGUUUGACACUUAUACAGUAGUCUAAGUUUUAUUAAGUCACUCGCGCCUACAAGACACAUAGCGAAACCGCGCUUGCGUUUACGGAGAGCUCGCGUGAGGAUUUGCUAAGAAGGGGCGGCGUGACACCGCGAUAAGGCAAGAUCGAAACAAACAAACCACAACACAACACUCACUUCCGGAUGUCUCACCUGCGCCCUUGGCUCUCCCAACAUGGAAGCAUUAACUCUACGCGCAAAAUAAGAAGGGCUAGUUCGAGGCAGAAUAACCAGGUGUGAAAUUGUGGCAGUUCACCGGGGGUGUGCUGAUUUGGCUCUGCACCAUCACAAGCCUUUUCUCUCUGUUCCUCUGACACUUUUUCCAAACUCAACACUAAUGCCAUUAGCAGAGCUUCUCUGUGUGGUGCUCUUUCCUGAUGGUGACACACAUACCUUCCAUGUCAAUAAGCAGCAAGAUGGCUCUGCCCUGUUCAAUGCUGUCUGCAUGCACCUGGGUGUGCAGGACACACAGUACUACAGUCUUCUUAUAUCAGAGCACACGCUCAGAGAGACCUCACCGAGGUGGCUGGAGCAGAACAAACCCUUGAAGAAGCAGUUGAAAGGCUCCUCGCCAUUCUUCUUGAGUUUUAGAGUUCGCUUCUUUGUUUCUGAUCCAAAUUCCUUGCAACAUGAGCAAACCAGACAUUUCUAUUUUCUACAGAUUAAGCGAGAUAUUCAAGAGGGCAGAUUGAAAUGUCCUCUCAGUUCUGCUGUGGUUCUAGCCUCAUAUGCUGUUCAGUCGGAAUUUGGAGACCACACCCCUGAGACUCCGCCAGGGUACCUGGGCAAGGCUCACUUCCUACCUGAACAGAAUGAGGAUUUCAUCUCCAAAGUAGAAGCACUCCAUCCUCAACAUAGGGGUCUCUCUCAGUGUGAAGCCAAACUUUGCUUUUUGAACACAGCUAGAACGUUAGAACUCUACGGAGUGGAGCUACAUGUUGCAAAGGAUGUAAAUAAGUCCACCCUAUGGGUGGGCAUAGCCUCGGGAGGUGUGGCUUUGUUCUGCAAUCUGAUCUGCACCAGUUUUUUCCCUUGGAUCAACAUAAUCAAGAUUUCAUUCAAAAGGAAAAGAUUCUGCAUACACCUUCGAAGAAAACACGGAGAGGUGGGAGAGCAGGUGGUAUCUGUCUGCAUGCUGAACUCUCGUAACUGUAAAAACCUCUGGCGAACAUGUGUGGACCAUCACACAUUCUACCAACACAGGAACACACACACAGCACCCACAUCCAGGCCAUUAUAUCACAGACUUGUGAGUGGAAAGCUGUGGGACUCAGCUUUGAGGUCGGGCUCAAGUGAACACCUGGAGACCCAAAGCCUCCCCUCCAGAUCUCCUCCAAGCACACCCACCUGGAGGAGUCCACGCAUGAGGCAUGACGUUCGUAAGCCACGUCCAUCUUCUGCUGAUAACCUGACUGGUGAGACAAGUGAUGGAACAGAGAGCGAGGAAGUGUUUUACACUUACAGGAAAGUUCAAGACGAUAGCACCACCACCAGCUUCACACCCCACAACGAUGAAGUCACUGGGGAAGAUGAGCAUUCACAGUACCCCUGGGAUAAGAAUGUGGUGAUGGACGGUGAUCUGUUGUUGGUGAGAAUAAGCCCUGACCCCGAUGGCAAAUUUGGCUUCAAUGUCAAAGGAGGUGUGGAUCAGAAGAUGCCACUUGUCAUAUCUCAUGUGAACCCAGAUUCUCCAGCAGCACAGUGUAAGCCAGCAGUGUGUGUGGGGGAUGAGUUGGUUUUGGUAAAUGGGAGAGAUGUGUCCGAACACACACAUCAGCAGGUGGUCAUGUUCAUCAGGGCCAGCAGGGCGACACACACCAAUCACCUCACAUUGCUCCUGCGCCGGAGAGGUGUCUCUCUCCGUGCUGUCCCCUCGCUCCAGAUUGACCUUGGUCUUUCUCUGCUUGGGGACAUCUCACAGACAGCCAGUCAAGCGCCAGGACAGAGCCUGGAGGACUCCAUGAGCCGGCUAGAGAAGGGUGUACUGACUGGAACUCUACUGCUGCAGUUUGAAAAAAUAUAUAGGAGAAAACCUGGACUUACAUACACAAGUGCGAAGUUGUCGGAGAACGCAGAGAAAAAUCGUUACAAGGAUGUUUUACCAUAUGACAUCACCAGAGUGGUACUAAAGGGGGACGGUGAUGACUACAUCAAUGCCAAUCAUGUGAAGACAGAGCCAGGUGGCGGGGUGUUGCGGUACAUUGCAGCUCAAGGGCCUCUGCCACUCACCUGCACACACUUCUGGAGGUGUAUUUGGGAAGAAGACACCACGCACAUUAUCAUGUUGACAACACUCACUGAGAGAGGGCGGACCAAGUGUCACCAGUACUGGCCUCACCCCCCAGAGGUGAGGGAUUACGGGAACCUGCAGGUGUGCUGCCACUCGGAGGAAGGCAACAUGACCUACGUCACCCGAGAACUCACACUCACAAACACACAGACAGGUGAGCAGCGCUCUGUCACUCAUCUGCAGUAUGUGGCCUGGCCGGACCAUGGUCCCCCAGAUGAGGCCUCUGACUUCCUAGAUUUCAUCCAGUCUGUGCGCAGUCGAAAGAAAGGACCAGGCCCACUGAUGGUCCAUUGCAGUGCAGGGAUUGGACGGACAGGUGUCCUCAUCACCAUGGAAACGGCGUUGAUGCAGAUGGAGGCCGGAGAGUCUGUGGCUCCACUGCAGAUUGUCCAGACUCUGAGAGAGCAGCGCGCGAUGAUGGUCCAAACACCGUGCCAGUUCCGCUUUGUGUGCGAGGCAAUCCUGAAGGUUUAUAGAGAGAAGCACAAAACACCAGGCCACUGAGGGCGGGGCUGGAGGAGUGAAAGAGAUGACCAAAGCUGCUGUAGAUGUUUUUUUAAUAAAAAAAGUGCUUCAUAAUAUAAUAAAUUAAAUGUAGUGAUGGUCCGAAUAUGCAUUAGGGAGCAAGAGGGCACUUUGACUACUACCACACACACACACACACACACACACACACACACACACACAUUUUUUGAGAACUGGGAAAUUCAUACACAGCAUGUGGGGAAGUCUGUAUUUAUCAGCACAUAUACCUUGAAAUUAUUUUAAGUCUGAUAUUAUCAAUGAUUCAAACAUUAACUUCCUUUAAAAAAAAAAAAAAACACUCACACACACAUCUGGUGUCAGCUGUUCAACAGAGAAGCUCAUUCAAGGUGCAGAAGAGCAAACUCAUCAGGAACAUGAUUUGGAGCAUUUUGCUUGUUAGAUUCUGUGUCAUGAUUUCGCACACAUAAGAGUUUUCUAUCUGUACAUACAACCAGCGCACACACAAAAAGAAACACUAUAAUGAUCACCUCAGUUACAAGCUUGUGUUAUUUCUGGCAAUAAAAUCAAUAUGGUACAACUGGCA